This is a messenger RNA of Chenopodium quinoa (quinoa), 1593 nucleotides long. Its product is annotated as transcription factor SRM1-like. Lineage: Eukaryota; Viridiplantae; Streptophyta; Magnoliopsida; Caryophyllales; Amaranthaceae. The transcript is spliced from 2 exons. The record is from RefSeq and is a predicted model, not a curated record. Gene Ontology annotation, molecular function: DNA binding. The coding region runs from base 493 to 1227 and encodes 244 amino acids.
AAAAAAUCCCAAAAUUAGGCGGUCUUCCACCCAACAAAAUUCAAAAAUAGGAAGAGGUUAAACCCAAAAACGUGUUGAAAAUGUUGAAAAACCAGUACAUCCCUUAAUUAAUAACCAGCUCAACCCCGCAGCCCUUCACUCUAAAGCCACCGAGAACCCCUUUUGUCUUCUUCCUCUUUUUUUUUCUCUCUCUUUUUUCAUCUUCCUAUAAAUAAAAUCCCAAUUUUAUCCAAACUCAAUCACUUAUUCUAGAUUCUAGAUUUCACAAAAUCCUACUCUUACUUUAAUUAAUCAAUUAACUUAUAACCCUCUUCAAUUUUCAUUUCAACUACCACCAAUUCCUAAACCCCCAAUUUCAUCACAUCACCAAGAAUAUCAGCUAAAAAUUUAGAAAUUACCCAUCAAUUCAUCAAAAUCAUACAAAACCCUCUUUAAAUUUGCUACAAUUUCAAAAGAUAACACCCCAAUUGUAGGGCAAAUUGAAUUUGGUGAAUGAGAGGUGAUUUGGGGAAGUGGUCAAGAGCAGAGGACAAGUUGUUCGAGGAAGCUCUAGUAAUAUUCGGGGAUUUAGCGACGGAAGAGCGGUGGCAGAAAAUUGCCGACCAUGUUCCGGGGAGGUCAGCGACGGAGGUAAGAGACCACUAUGAAGCUCUUCUUCACGACGUCGAGCAGAUCGAUUCGGGUCUUGUUGAACUUCCGAGUUACUCCGACGAGUUGGCUGCGUCUUGGUUUGGUACCGAGUCGCCGUCGAAUCGAUUGAAUCAAAUAUCUUUUGGGUCGUCUGAUGGUAAUAACAGUAAUGCUAAUAAGCCUAAACAAAAUGAUGUUGAGCGAAAGAAGGGUACUCCUUGGACUGAAGAAGAACACAGGCUUUUCCUGAUUGGGCUCGAGAAGUAUGGUAAGGGUGAUUGGAGGAGUAUAUCGAGGAAUGUGGUGGUGACAAGAACUCCAACCCAAGUGGCCAGCCACGCGCAGAAGUAUUACCUUCGUCAAAACUCUGGCAAGAAAGAAAGGAAAAGAUCAAGCAUCCAUGAUAUUACCACCGUUGAUGAGAAAUCUGCUGCACGGCCUGCUGUAGAACAAAGUUGGAUUCCGCAACCUGGAGGCAAUGCCAUGGACCAUCAUACAGCAUAUCAACAAAUGGGUGCAUCACCCCCAUUCAAUGCUGCUAAUACUACUCAAGAGGGUUCCCCAUUUGGCUAUCAAACUUUCAGGUUCCCAAUGUAAAUGUAUGGAAGUGAAACAAAGGUGGUAGUGGUGGUUUCCGAUACAGUCUGAAUGUCUGAUUCUGUACAUAUAAGGAAGUUGUGUGUUGUAGAAUUUGUUUGGUAGUUAUACUUUAAAGGGAAUACAGGUGUAGUGGUGUGUGAGUGGAGUAAAUAUGAGGGCAGAGUUUUGGGGUUGAAGUACCCAUGAAUGAAGUGGUUUUUAGGAUAGUGAAAGGACAAGUAAACAUAGGCACUACAUGAUGGAAAGUGUUAGAUGACAGUUAGAAUGUACUUGUAAUUUUAACUAUAGCAGUCUUUUUUCUUAUUUUAAACUACAGCAGUCUAAGAUGGAAUCUAUACAUCAUGAUAUCUCAAUUGCUAAAUA